This is a messenger RNA of Oncorhynchus keta (chum salmon), 3336 nucleotides long. RefSeq names its product choline transporter-like protein 2. Gene Ontology annotation, biological process: choline transport; transmembrane transport. Gene Ontology annotation, molecular function: choline transmembrane transporter activity. NCBI's taxonomy places the organism in Eukaryota, Metazoa, Chordata, Actinopteri, Salmoniformes, Salmonidae. Gene Ontology annotation, cellular component: membrane. Bases 370 to 2490 code for a protein of 706 amino acids. The record is from RefSeq and is a predicted model, not a curated record. The transcript has 22 exons.
CAAACUCUGGGGAGAGAGAGAGUGUGAAAGAGGUAGAGACAGCCAGGAACAAAGGCAGAGAGUGAGAGAAACACAGACAAAAAGAGCUCUGUGUGGAGGGAAAAGGGGAAAGAGAAAGGAACAGGUGGACCAGAGAUUUGAGUUAGGCAGCUGUUGGGGGGUUGGGCAGUGGGUGGACUCUGAGGAACAGGGGUGUGCUCAGAGCUGUUCUUGACAGGUCGGACAAGUUUCUCCCCACAAUACCUGUCGCUCUCACUUUCUUAAACACACCAGUUGGCAGGAAAAGGAAGUGAAGCAGAAAAGGGCUGAAGAAAAAGAGGGAGAGUUUUCCGGUCAUUUACAAGUUGACUACCAGAAAGGAAUUUAAAGAUGCCUGAGCAGCAACCCUAUUACGGAAAGAAUGGCGAACCAAAAAAGUAUGACCCCACCUUCAAAGGCCCCAUCUAUAACAGGGGCUGCACUGACAUUGUAUGCUGCAUCCUCUUCAUUAUUUGCAUACUGGGCUAUGUUGCAGUGGGAAUUCUGGCCUGGUCCCAGGGAGACCCCAGGAAGGUGAUCUACCCCACAGACAGCAGAGGACAGUUCUGUGGGCAGGCAGGCACACCUCUGGAGACGAAGCCCCUGCUGUUCUACUUCAACAUCAUGAAGUGUGCCAGUCCCAUGGUGCUGCUGGAGUUCCAGUGCCCAACCACACAGAUGUGUGUGGAGAAAUGUCCUGAUAAGUUCAUGACGCUCCUGAAUGCCUACACCAAUAAAGAGGAUUUUAAGUAUUAUAAGAACUUCUGCAAGGAGGGUCUAGAGGGGCUGACUGUAACACAGAUCCUGAGUACUGGCCUGUGUCCUGCCAUGCUGACGCCAAGUAAACCCUUCACCCGUAGGUGCUUCCCUGCCCUGGGCCAGAAGAAGGGAGGGGAGAUCACCGUGGGAAAUAACUCUAAGUUUGAUGACGGGGAGGGGAACAUUAGAGAUGCCAAAGAUCUGGUGGCGGGGGUCAAGAAUGCCACAGUGGUCAUUGAAGCUCGACAAGUGGCCAUGAAGAUCUUUGAGGAUUACACCCAGUCCUGGUACUGGAUCCUAAUAGGGUUGGUGAUUGCCAUGCUCAUCAGUCUCCUCUUCAUCGUCCUCCUGCGCUUCCUGGCCGGGAUCAUGGUUUGGGUCAUGAUCGUCAUGGUGAUUCUGGUCAUUGGAUACGGCAUCUUCCACUGCUCCAUGGAGUAUGUUAGCCUGAAGUCAGAGGCCGGCUCUAAUGUCACUCUAAAGGACCUGGGCUUCCAGACAGACUUCUCUGUGUACCUGCAUAUCAGACAGACCUGGCUGGCCUUCAUUAUUAUUCUGGCCAUUGUGGAGGUCGUCAUCAUUUUGCUGCUCAUCUUCCUCAGGAAUAGAAUCCUCAUCGCUAUCGCUCUCAUCAAAGAAGCCAGCAGGGCCAUUGGGUAUGUGAUGUCAGCACUGUUUUACCCCUUGUUCACCUUUGCCCUCCUAUCCAUUGUCAUCGCCUACUGGGCUGUCACCGCUGUGUUCCUGUCCACCUCCAAUCAGCCCAUCUAUAAGGUGUUCAAUGAGACGGCCUGCGAUCACUCCAGGAAAAUCUGCGAGCCAGCUAACUUCAGCACAUCCAGUAUGAAGGCGGAGUGCCCAGACUCCAAGUGUCUGUUUGCCUUCUACGGUGGAGAGACUGUCUAUCACAAGUACCUGAUCGGCCUGCAGUUCUACAACGUCUUCCUGUUCUUCUGGUGUGCCAACUUUGUGACAGCGCUGGGUCAGAUGACCCUGGCUGGGGCCUUUGCCUCCUACUACUGGGCCUUGGUCAAGCCUGACGACAUGCCUGCCUUCCCCAUCUUCUCAUCCCUUGGCAGAUCACUCAGGUAUCACACAGGUUCCCUGGCGUUUGGCUCUCUCAUCCUCUCCAUCAUCCAGAUCAUCAGGGUUCUGCUGGAGUACAUCGACCACAAGCUACAAGGAACCCAAAAUAAGUGCACAAAGUUCCUACUGUGCUGUCUCAAGUGCUGCUUCUGGUGCCUGGAGAAAUUCAUCAAGUUCAUCAACAGAAAUGCCUAUAUUAUGGUGGCAAUAUAUGGCAAGAACUUCUGCACGUCUGCCAAAGAUGCCUUCUUCCUCCUUAUGAGGAACAUGAUCAGGGUAGCCGUCCUGGACAAGGUGACAGACUUCCUCUUGUUCCUGGGCAAACUCCUCAUCGUGGGGCUUGUGGGAAUCUUUGCGUUCUUCUUCUUCUCUGGGAGGGUGAAGGCCUUUGAGAACACAGCGCCCAACCUCCACUACUACUGGGUUCCCAUCCUGACGGUGGUGGUUGGUUCCUACCUUAUUGCCCACGGCUUCUUCAGUGUGUACGCCAUGUGUGUGGACACACUCUUCCUCUGCUUCUUGGAGGACCUGGAGAGGAACGAUGGCAGUGCGGAGAGACCCUACCUGAUGUCUGACCGCCUCCUCAAAGUCCUGAAUAAGAAGAACAAGCCUGAACCAGCAGAGUAGAGCUCUCCCAUGUGGUGUGGAGAAGGGCAAAAGCUCUGGUGUGUACAGGUGUGUAAUUGUAUAUAGUGGAGUAUGCUUUAAAGACUGGGUUGGCCAAGGACCUCAUGCUGUCACUCAUCCAGUACCUAUGUGGCAAUCUGUCAUAAGUCCAAACAAUCGCUGCCAUCCUCUGUGGUCGAGUGAGGCGUAUAAAUCCUAAAUGGAAUUUUAAUGCUGCAUGCAGAGUGCUUCUUACAAGGAUGUUUUUUCCCCCCCAUUUUCAUUCAGUUAUUUGGUUUGGAUGAAAUCAUAGUUUUUGUCUGUUUAAGUAUAUUUUGAUGACCUCAUUUUCAAAAACCAGCAACCAAAUGUGGUUCUUAUUGAAUAUAGCUGUAUGUUACUGUAAUCAGACCAGCUGUACACCAGUGUGUUAUGAGCAUGCUUUGUUAUGAAUAUUACUUGGAGUGUGUUACAUGAAGGUGAGCACAGAACUGAUCUAUUUAGUAAAGUAUUUUAUACAUUUACAUAAAGCUGCACUUUUGUAUGUAACCUAUGCAAUUAGUUUAAUACAUGCAGUACGAAGACAUACAUUUUAUACUUGUUUGAAAUUGUGUAACUACUUUAUAUUUGUUGCAAUACUUUCUCUGCUUUGUCAUUACCAAAGCUAUUAAUACAGUACUGUAGCCCCUUUUUAACCCGCUGUUAAACGUCAAUGCUUUGCUCUCUGUUAUAAUUGCCAGGGAAUGAGUGGGAAAGAAAUGUAUUAAGAUGGUGUGAGGCUGAAAGCAGGGGAAAAUAUGGGUUGUGUAUGUGGAUCUGUUUAAGUGCCUGAGGAGUUCUGAAACUCAAAUAAAAGUUGUUUUUGUA